Molecule: messenger RNA, 846 nt
Organism: Pediculus humanus corporis (human body louse)
Lineage: Eukaryota; Metazoa; Arthropoda; Insecta; Psocodea; Pediculidae
Product: membrane-associated RING finger protein, putative
Exons: 4
Coding region: 1-846 (281 amino acids)
Biological process (GO): protein ubiquitination
Molecular function (GO): ubiquitin-protein transferase activity; zinc ion binding
Source: RefSeq, a predicted model, not a curated record
AUGUGUGUCAAGACGGAGAUAUCACGUGAAAUGGGUUUAUGGGAUUUAAUUAAACGCAAAUCAGAUUCUUUACAUGAAAUGACAGAAAAUUUUGAUGAAAAUAUUUCAGUUCACGUGGUCGACAGUGAAAUUAAAUAUAAAACAAAUGGCGAACAAAUUCCUUUUUGUAGAAUAUGUCAAAGUUCUUCAUCUCCAUUAAAUCAACUUAUAUCUCCGUGUAAUUGUAAAGGCACGCUUGCUUACGUACAUUUUAAAUGUCUCGAAAGAUGGUUGAAUUGUUCGUCGAGAAUAUCCUGCGAACUUUGUCAUUUUCAAUACGAUACUCUAAAAACGAGACGUUACACUCUUUAUCAAUCCCUUAGACUAUGGAUAAGACAUCCAGUCAAUUGGAGACACUUACAAACGGAUUUAUUUAAAAUCACUUUGUUUAGUUUUUUAACAAUUACAUUGAUACUCACGAGCGUUUUCUUUUUGGAAUAUUUUAUCGAAAUGGGACUUAAGUACGGUUUGUCUGCGUCGUAUACGAAAGGUAUAUUCAACGUUUUAUUAGGUGGGGUCACGUCUGCUUACACGUGUUCAACUUGUUUUUUAAUUAACGUUAAUUUGAAACCUUGGUAUUAUUGGUGGAAAAAUACUCACAACAUACAUUUAAGAAUAAAAACGAAUUUUGAUAAUAUCGAAGAUAGGAAAAAAUUAUUCGAUGAAUUGUCGUCGAUGAACCGAAACGAUUCCGUUGAUAACAUAUCGACGGAAGAAAAUAAUUUGCAAGAAGGCGACGUUACAACGGACGUGGAAGCAGAAAACGUUGUUGAGCGACAAGAUAUACAAUCUAUCACACCCCAAUAA